AGAGCUCAUCUCUCUAGGUUUUUCAUCCACUCCACUGCUGGCAGAUGGUUUUCUGCUUUGUGCGCGUUUUGGUCCCGAAUCUGUGGCGGUGGAGUGCAAGAACUUACUGAUAUUCAGUCAGCAUUCAUCCUCAGCUAGCAAUCGUUCGCUGCAGCUGGUUUUCGUCCUCGCAAAACUGAAGACUGCUAUAGUCUGUAGUCACGGCUUAACAGGUUGCCCGAAGGCUACUCGCGUAAUUCUGACCUGUUCAACGGCGGUCCUUGGACUUCCGAAGCGUGGGUUGAACGGGUUUCACUCUUCCUCGCCUCUCACGUGUACCGCAUCAGUUUCGCUUCUUCUGUAUGUUUUGCAGACAAAGUGUCGUCACAUUGCGCGCCUCGUAUUCCUCACGUCGGUCGUCGGUGGCGGCAAUUCAAUUCUUCAGACGUUUGUUUUGAUCGCUCGUUUCGCUUUCGGUGCCCGGGUCCGUGUGAUUUCCGAGUGACAUUGCGGUGCUGCUGAUGCCCAAAUGAAUCAUGUAGAAGGGAAAGUACCCGAGGGGAUAGUGAAGAAGACGUCUUCUUCACCGUUCAAUGAAUAAUGUGAAACACGUGUUAAUGGUGUGAAAUUUAGAAUGUGGUAAUAAGAUAAUUGAAAACUACUGUUCUGCUGCUGUAGUGGCACGUCGUGAAUCGGGAGAGCAAUAAGUAAAACCAGUGAAUAAUUAGUUACGCGAGUAUUUUCCCUUCAAGGGAAACUCGUGUUACAUUGGGGUUCUGUCGGUCAGAAUACUGAAGUGGUGUGAAGCCGCCCACGCGCGGAAAGUGUAUUAAUUAAAAUUCCGUGUACGGUCCGGACCAACGCCUGGCCAGGCUACAAUAGCAAUUAAUUAAAAUUUCAUGAGGAAAACAGAUUUUUGCCACCACCGCACUGGAUAGAGGUAAUUUGUGGAACAAUGAAGUGGUACAUAUUGGUCAGCAUUGUUUGGUGGGUUACUUUCCUGCUUGUUGUGGUGCUGGCAGUGGCCUCGCCUGAUGGAUACCUGAAAAUGUUCCCAGUGCAGUCGCAAUUCGAUCCGUGUUACGAUGAAGACAGAUCAAGGCGCUGUGUUCCGGACUUUGUGAAUGCUGCAUUUGGCAUGCCCAUAGUAGCUACAUCCACUUGUGGGUUACGAGGUCCAGAAGAAGUCUGUGAUAGUCAAGAGCUUCGAGGGCCCUGCCAUCAAUGUGACGAUAGUAUCCCUAGAAAACGUUUUCCUGCUUCUGCUUUAACAGAUGUUAACAACUCGAACAAUGUUACCUGUUGGAGAUCUGAAGCUAUUCCCACACCGAUGGGUUUAAAUGAACCUCCAGAUAAUGUCACACUGACUUUAUCACUCGGCAAGAAAUACGAACUAACCUAUGUCAGUCUCACAUUCUGCCCAGGUGCUGUCAAACCAGAUUCUAUCGCUAUAUAUAAAAGUGCCGACUUCGGAAAAUCGUGGCAGCCGUUCCAGUUUUACAGUUCCCAGUGUCGUAAAGUUUACGCUCGACCUAAUCGGGCAACCAUUACAAAAGCUAAUGAGCAGGAAGCUCGAUGCACAGAUGCCCACCGCCACAUGGGGGAAUCAACAGGAAUACAAGGCUCGAGAAUAGCUUUUAGCACCUUGGAAGGUCGCCCGUCUGCUUCAGAUUUCGACUCCUCACCAGUACUCCAGGAUUGGGUCACUGCUACCGAUAUACGCGUAGUUUUUCAUCGCUUACAGAUGCCACAAGAGUCUAUAGAGGAUUUAUUCCUGCUCGGUUCACCGCAGGUGCCACCCUCAUUCCGACAGAAGAAAACAUCUUUCGGAUACAAUGGAAUCGAUAACUACGAGACUACCGACUCGACGGUUGCAGCUCCAACCAUUCCUGCGCUGACACAUCACUACGCAGUUUCGGAUUUCGCCGUGGGCGGACGGUGCAAGUGCAAUGGACAUGCUUCCAGGUGUGUUUUGGGACGCGAUGAUGAUUUGGCGUGCGAUUGCAAACACAAUACUGCCGGCAGAGAUUGCGAACGCUGCAAACCGUUCCACUUUGAUCGCCCUUGGGGGCGAGCCAAUGCACGAGACUCGAAUGAAUGUAAAGUGUGCAAUUGCAACGGUCACGCACGGCGCUGCCGCUUCAACAUGGAGCUGUUCAAGAUGUCGGGCCGGAUCUCCGGCGGUGUUUGUCUCAACUGUAGACACGCAACCACUGGCCGCCAUUGUCAUUACUGCCGCGAGGGAUACUAUCGGGACGCCACCAAACCAAUCACGCACAGGAAGGUGUGCAAACCAUGUGAUUGCCAUCCCAUAGGAUCAUCCGGUAAAACGUGUAAUCACACCACUGGGCAAUGCCCCUGUAAAGAUGGAGUGACAGGAUUAACCUGCAACCGAUGUGCCCGUGGAUAUCAACAAAGUCGAUCGCACAUCGCUCCUUGCAUAAAAAUUCCACGGGUCAUCAGUAUGGUGCAUCCUCAGAAUACAGCACCUGAUCCACAGCGUCACGAUCCGGAUUCUCCUUCCUACCGCACGGACGCCGGAAGGGAGUGCGGAAAAUGCAAAAUCGGCACAAAACGACUAAAUCUAAACAAGUUCUGCAAAAGAGAUUACGUAAUAAUGGCCAAAGUAACAGCAAAGGACACGAAAACCGACCACGUAAACCUGAAAAACAGCCAGAGCCACAACACCCAGAACAGCAACGACGUGGUAAAGUUCACACUAAGCGUCCAAAAGGUGUUCAAAAAAAGCCCAAGUCCAAGCAGCCCGCUGGCGCUGUCGCUGAGAAGAUCAACCCUCGUAACACUCGUCGUGGAAGUGAAAGAUCUCGCAUGUCGCUGCCCAAGAAUCAAAGUCAAUAAAUCCUAUCUGAUCCUUGGUCGGGACACGGAGGGACCACCGGGAGCGCUCGGCAUAGGACCCCGAUCAAUCGUCAUUGAAUGGCGUGACGAAUGGCAUCGGCGGUUAAGGAAAUUUCAACGACAAGCGGCACGGACGUGCCACUGAUUGGUGUCUCGUCCAGACUAUCGUUUCUUGCUAUACGUACCGAAACAACGAACUCACAGCGACGAGAUUUUCAACAAUAGUCGAUUAAGAUAUAUCUCCAUUGGCCAAUAUAUAAAUUAUUACUAAUUUAUGGAAAACUUGUACGAUCUUCCCGAGUAAAUAAAAACAUAUAUUUGAAGGGACGCCAUAGUACAACUAGAGUUUAGUUUAUCGGAGGCCACCAUAAAUGCUAAUGAUUCUCGAUUUGCUUGUAUAGAUUUUAUGUGCAGAAUUUAUGCAUCAAUUCAGUUUUCCCACAUCACAUUACACUGUACAGGAUGCCUCGUGUCGAUAUAGCAUUCCUACGGAAGAUUUAUACCGACCAAGAUGUUGUAAAACACAUUUGCUUGUGCAUUUUUAUCAUUGCCAAUCGUUAUUUAUACCAGUAGAUGUAAGUUAGGACCCUAUUAUUGAAUAUUUAUGUAAUUUGUUGAUCGUUGAAGUUUCCUUAGAUCGUAGAUGCCGUGUUCUAGAGCUCUCCUAUUCCUUAAAAGUAAUAAGCGUCGCCAUAUCACUACAUAAUCAGUAUUUUUACCAGUUAAGAAGUUUGUGUGAUUAUUACUAUACUUAAAAAUUUAAACUACUCUUUUUUAACAUUAAGAAAUUUGGUAAGUCCUACGUGGAGAAAUAAAUGAAUAAUUUUACCGAGA
Messenger RNA from Armigeres subalbatus, 3672 nucleotides. RefSeq names its product netrin-B (gene NetA). Lineage: Eukaryota; Metazoa; Arthropoda; Insecta; Diptera; Culicidae. The transcript is spliced from 7 exons. Gene Ontology annotation, molecular function: protein binding. Gene Ontology annotation, biological process: animal organ morphogenesis; dendrite development; tissue development. Gene Ontology annotation, cellular component: basement membrane. Bases 935 to 2983 code for a protein of 682 amino acids. The record is from RefSeq and is a predicted model, not a curated record.